GGCAGCUCCCCCCUCGCUCCCCGGUUUCCCGCCCCGCCCGCCCUCCGGCCGCGUCCCUGCUGGACCUGCCGACGUGGCGGGGCGGGACGGAGGGCGCUCCCGCCUGCACUCGGCCGCCGGAGCGAUAUUAAAAUGUCUGAUGAUGCUGAUGACGCCUUGGCCACUGGCGACGGAGCAGAAAUGACUGAGAUGCCCGAGAUGCCUACUAGUGAUUCUGUACCUGAAGACGCAGCAUUGCAAUGUGAUUCAGCUACCUGUUCAAAUGAGCCAGUGCCGGCUGACUCCGGAGGAGAUGGUUUGCAGGAGAAUGCAGCUGGUCAGGGUGCAGAGACUGCUGCCCACGGGAGCCCAGUGCCAUCCACAGACACCACUGUCCUGGAGCCCCCUCUCCACAGAGAAGUGACUGAGGAUGCACUUGCUGAGUGCAUUGAGGCUGUCAGCCUCGAGGGAGAACCUGGAUCUGACAUACCCCUGGUGGAACAGAAUGAUCGGGCUGUGGAUUCCCCUCCGCGGGGUGGAGGAUGGGCCGGCUGGGGCUCCUGGGGCAAAUCUCUGCUUUCGUCCGCAUCUGCCACAGUGGGUCAUGGAUUGACAGCAGUCAAGGAAAAGGCCGGGGCCACCCUACGAAUUCACAGUGUAAACUCUGGAUCUUCCGAAGGGGCCCAACCUGAUGCUGAAACCAGAGUCCCUGAAAAUGUGGCUACAGAUCAAGACCCUGCAGGAAGCACCCCCACCUCUCCUGCAGCGGGCUCUGGCUCUCGGGGCAUGCUCUCCGCCCUCACCAAUGUGGUUCAGAACACUGGCAAAAGCGUCUUAACGGGAGGCCUUGAUGCUUUGGAAUUCAUUGGCAAAAAAACUAUGAAUGUCCUUGCAGAAAGUGACCCAGGAUUUAAGCGGACUAAGACACUCAUGGAGAGAACCGUUUCCUUGUCCCAGAUGUUAAGGGAAGCCAAGGAGAAAGAGAAGCAGAGGCUGGCCCAGCAGCUCACAGUGGAGAGAACGCCACACUACGGGAUGCUGUUUGAUGAAUACCAAGGUUUGUCCCACCUGGAAGCCCUGGAAAUUCUGUCCAAUGAAAGUGAAAGCAAGGUUCAGUCAUUUUUAGCAUCGCUGGAUGGGGAAAAGCUGGAACACUUAAAAAAUGACCUAAUUUCCAUUAAAGACAUCUUUGCAGCCAAAGAAUUAGAGAGUAAGGAGAAUCAAGAAGAACAAGGCUUAGAAGAAAAGGGAGAAGAGUUUGCUCGCAUGCUUACAGAGCUUCUGUUUGAAUUACAUGUCGCAGCCACUCCUGACAAACUCAAUAAGGCCAUGAAAAAGGCCCAUGAUUGGGUAGAAGAGGAUCAGACCUUGGUGUCAGUAGAUGUGGCCACAGAGUCAGAGGAGGAAACUAAGAAGGAGGAAAAGGAAAGGAAGACUGAAGAACUUCAGAAGGACAAAAAGGAGGAAAAGAGAACUAAGACCAUAGAGGAAGUGUACAUACUGUCCAUUGAAAGUCUGGCGGAAGUCACUGCACGUUGUAUCGAGCAGCUUCAUAAAGUUGCAGAAUUAAUUCUUCACGGACAAGAAGAGGAGAAACCAGCCCAGGAUCAAGCAAAAGUUCUGAUAAAGUUAACUACUGCAAUGUGCAAUGAAGUGACUUCCUUAUCAAAGAAGUUUACAAAUUCUUUAACUACUGUUGGGAGCAACAAGAAGGCUGAGGUCCUUAACCCCAUGAUCAAUAGUGUAUUGUUAGAGGGCUGCAAUAGCACGACAUACAUCCAGGAUGCCUUCCAGCUGCUGCUGCCUGUCCUGCAGGUGUCACAUAUCCAGACCAGUUGUUUGAAAGCACAGCCAUGACCUUACAUGACACUGUGCAGGGAGAAAGGCCACAGUGUGUCUGUGUGCACUGGUAAAAAGGAUGUUUUGAUGCAACUGGUCCAAGAUGCCCAUUUGAGAACACUACAAGCAGUUUUGUACAGCCAGUAUUAUUGAAAGUUUAAAGGGUGUUACCAUUUUUCUUAAUGUAUAUGAUUGUUUUGCAAAUAAUUGUUUUCUGUAUGUUAAUUUAAAUGUAUACAGUUUAUAUUGAAAGUUUCCUUUCAUUUAAAAUUCUUUCCCACAUAGUCAUGUCUGUUUUCCCUAGUCAAGCGUGCUAUAUUUAGAGAUUCAGAGGCAAACCUUAGAUUUUUUUUAAUCUUAAAUUUCUAUCUGUAAAUGUCACAUCAAUUUUUGUACUGAACUUUGUUUUGUUACCUAAAUGUCAUGGGCAAAAAUAACACUACUUACAGAUCCUAUCUGUUGUGGUAUAAGAGAAAUGUAAGUAUCUCUUUAUAGUCAUUCAUUCUUACAAUAAGCAUUUAUUGAGCACCUGUUAUGUGCUCACAGUAAAGCAACAUAGUCUCGCCCCAGGUGAGACAGAUACUCUAAAAGAGGGUUUACAAGAUAAUACUUAAAAUACUUUGAAAUACCAGUGAGUUUUCUAAAUCUUAAGACAUUGAGAACAAGGUAAAUUGGUGCUUUUUAAAAUGUUCUAUCCUUCAAUUUAUUCUAUUGUCCUAACCUUGAAUUUUUUUAAUCCCAUCUUUAAAUGCAGGGUGAAAAUGUGUAUGAAAAGGAGAAUUAAAGACUAUUUAGUUUAAAAUUGAUUUCUUAUGAUCAUAAGCACAUGAUGGCAUAAUUUCAAAGCUUCAAAGUAUUAAAUAGGAAAUUGAAGGGAUCUUUGGGUUGCAUUUAACAAAUCUACUACACUGAUCAUGCUCACUGUUGGGAAAGACAGAAAAUACUAAUGUGUGGGUGACUGGCUGGUGUGUUAAAGACCCUCCUUGCACCUGGGAGACAUCAUAAUGAACACCUGUGAGCCCCACACUUAUCACAGAUGAUGCUGGGGGAUGCUCCUGCCCCGCAGCCCCCCCUGCAAUCCCUAUCAGCAGUGUCAGAAGGAAUCUUGCCUGGUGGCUGUCUCCAAGGUAAAUGAAGCUUGUGGUUUUGCAAGGGGUGAAAAUCCCUUGUUCAUGUUUGCUUCUAUUCCCCUGAUAGAGUCAACUGCCUUUGUUCCCUACAGACCAUGUAGGGACGUUUCAGCAUCAUCCUGCUUCUCAUUAACAUUUCAUUUGUCUUCGCUCUGUAUUUCAUUUGUGUAUCUCUGAAACAGCCAAGUAGAAAACAUCAGAACAAUUUCUUUACAACUUGGAAAAAUAAGAUUCUCUGAGGAAUCAAUUAAAGAUGUUUCUUUUCUCCUUU
Messenger RNA from Cavia porcellus (domestic guinea pig), 3219 nucleotides. RefSeq names its product family with sequence similarity 114 member A1 (gene Fam114a1). NCBI's taxonomy places the organism in Eukaryota, Metazoa, Chordata, Mammalia, Rodentia, Caviidae. Bases 133 to 1836 code for a protein of 567 amino acids. The transcript is spliced from 14 exons. The record is from RefSeq and is a predicted model, not a curated record.